Messenger RNA from Paramuricea clavata, 444 nucleotides. Lineage: Eukaryota; Metazoa; Cnidaria; Anthozoa; Malacalcyonacea; Plexauridae. The record is from the annotation of a GenBank genome assembly.
AUGGGUUUAACAAAGAGAAAGGACAUAGAUGCUCCGUCUUUUAAAAGUAUUUAUCAACAAAAUAAGCAGUACAUGCCAACACGAAAGCUGAUAACCGAUAUUUUAGUUGCAAAUUUCAAAAAAUCAGAAGCCAAAUUUGAGGAACUUUUUUCAUCAACCAAAGCAGAGUGGAUAAGCUGUGACCACACCUACAAAACAACUGCCAAUAUUGACUGCAAGCGGGAUAGUGAUGGGAAAUGCAUAACUCAGUACAAAGCGGUGUUUUGCAUCUUAAAUGAGAAAGGUCAGGUCGUGCAAUGGCAACUUACCAAUCAAGAAAAUUUUGAAGAAGUGUGUGAUAUGUUUGUUGAUAUGAAGAAAAAGUUUGAGCGAUCUGUGGAACUUGACUUGUUUCAUGCAGUACAAAGAGUAGUAAAAGAAGUUCCUAAAAGAAAACAUAUUUGA